AUGACGCCCUUCUUCCGCUCCGUGUUACGACAUAAAUAUGCUUUUACAUCACGCUUCUUGUCAACUGUAGUGGAUCAAACAACUUCAUCUACGCGUCGACGUUUGCGAGAACUACCACCGCCAUUGAAUCUGACGGAAGCUGCUGUAAUUCGUAUAAAGGAGCUUUUGGACAGUAAACCUGACGCUAUUGGGAUUCGUUUAGGGGUUAAAACGCGUGGUUGUAAUGGUCUAUCAUACACUAUGAAUUAUGCUGAAAAGAAAGAGAAAAUGGAGGAGGAAGUAUGCAAGAAUGGUGUCCGUGUAUUUGUCGAGCCUAAGGCGCUAUUCCAUGUGGUUGGCACAACCAUGGACUUUCAGGUGACACCAGUCUCAUCCGAAUUCGUGUUUGAGAAUCCGAACGCCAAGGGAAGCUGUGGUUGUGGAGAGAGUUUUAACGUCUAG
Molecule: messenger RNA, 441 nt
Organism: Peronospora belbahrii
Lineage: Eukaryota; Oomycota; Peronosporomycetes; Peronosporales; Peronosporaceae
Source: the annotation of a GenBank genome assembly